Molecule: messenger RNA, 702 nt
Organism: Monoraphidium neglectum
Lineage: Eukaryota; Viridiplantae; Chlorophyta; Chlorophyceae; Sphaeropleales; Selenastraceae
Exons: 6
Coding region: 1-702 (233 amino acids)
Biological process (GO): photosynthesis
Cellular component (GO): photosystem II; extrinsic component of membrane; photosystem II oxygen evolving complex
Molecular function (GO): calcium ion binding
Source: RefSeq, a predicted model, not a curated record
AUGGCCCUCCUCGCGAAGCAGCAGAUCACCGUGGGCAAGGCGCCCACGGCCCGGAAGAGCGCGACCCGCGUGGUCGUUUGCAGGGCUAGCAAGGCCGCUGACGCCGAGAUGCCCCGCCGCGCUGCCCUGGGGAUGCUGGCGGGCGUCGCGGCGCUCGCAACUGGCGCCGCCCCCUCGUUCGCCGCGUACGGUGAUUCCGCCAACGUGUUUGGCAAGGUCACCAACAAGUCAGGCUUCAUCCCCUACUCUGGCGAGGGCUUUGCCAUCCUGCUGCCCAGCAGGUAUGAGGACAACGGCGACUCAGUGAACAACGUCGUCGUGCUGACUCAGCCCGCGGACAAGGGUGACAUCACCAGCUACGGCGCCCCUGAGAAGCUGCUGCAGGACCUGACCUUCCUGUUCGGCCGCCAGUCGUUCUCCGGCGAGACUCUGUCUGAGGGCGGCUUUGCCCCCGGCAGGGUGUCUGCGGCCAGCCUGCUGGACGUGAGCGAGGCCAUCGACAAGAAGGGCAAGAAGUACUACCGCUACGAGGUGCUGACCCGCUCCGCCGACGGCGACGAGGGCGGCAAGCACAACCUCAUCAGCGCCACCGUGUCAAACGGCAAGCUGUGGAUCUGCCGCGUCCAGAUCGGCGACAAGCGCUGGAUCAAGGGCGCCAACAAGGACGCCCAGGGCGCGAUCAACUCGUUCACCGUUGCUUGA